AACAAAAAACAAACAACAACUAAGCAAUAAAUAAAUAAAUAACACAAAAAAAAAGUAGGAAAAAAGUAAAACAAUGUGUUGCACGCGCUGCACAAACUGAAACAACAAUAACAAAUGUGCGACAAGAAAACCUUGGAAAAGCUACGUGGAAAACUCAGUUAGUUUUGUAUAAUCCGAACAACAACAACAACAAUUUCUCGACUAGAGAGAAACAGCCGUAAAAUGUGCUAAAUAGGGAAUAAGGAGAGAAACAAACGAAACGCAUCAACAGCAGCUCGUACAAAGUGAGAAGCCAACAGAAACCGUACCAUGGACAUGACCAAGGACAUUAUGGACUUCGAAAGGAAGUCGCUAGACAGCAGCUGCGGCGAGCAAUUCGAACCCAGCGACUACACAAUGGUUAAUGCAGAGCUGGCCAAGCAGGCCGCACAGUCGGCACAGGCGGUGGACCAGGUGGAGCUCGACCUGCCGCUAGAGCUGGCCAAAAAAGAGGAGCCAGAAGCACAGCCAGAGCCGCUGCAGCAGCUGAAGGAGGAGAAUCGAGCCGUUGCCGCCGAGAAGCCAGCUAUGCUUAAUGAACAGGCGCUGACCCCACCGCCACGCCCACUCACCUCCAGUGAGGUGGUGGGUCACAGUGAACCCAGCGACCCGGAGCUACAGAUCCAGCUGACGGCCAAGAAGAGUCGCUCCUUGCCCGUCUCCCCACAGCCGCUCGUCGCUCACAAUUUGGCCGCCAUUGGACUCUUUGAGUUCGGCAAGACGGGGGAGACGCCGGAGCUGAAGCCCAAAAUGAAUCACAAACUGUUGCCACCUGUCAAUGUGGGCGUGGCGCCGCGCAAGGUAGCGCCCAGCGCGGGCGGGGGGGAUAACCAACAGUUUUGCCUGCGCUGGAACAACUAUCAGUCCAAUCUGACAAACGUCUUCGAUGAGCUGCUGCAGAACGAAUCCUUCGUGGAUGUGACGCUCGCCUGCGACGGCCAGUCGAUCAAGGCUCACAAAAUGGUGCUGUCCGCCUGCUCGCCCUACUUUCAGGCACUGUUCUACGAUAAUCCCUGCCAGCAUCCGAUUAUCAUCAUGCGCGACGUCAACUGGUGCGAUCUGAAGGCUCUGGUCGAGUUCAUGUACAAGGGCGAGAUCAAUGUGUGCCAGGAUCAGAUCAAUCCUCUGCUAAAGGUCGCCGAAACCUUGAAGAUACGCGGCCUGGCCGAGGUGGGCGCCAGCUCGACCGCAGCGGGCUUGGGUGCUGCCUCGAUGCUGCCCGAGCAGCGCAUGAGCGUCUACGGCGAUGAGGAAGAUGAGGAUGAGCUGGCCGCUGCGGCAGCCUUGCUGAACGACGAGGACGAGGAUGAACUGCUAAAGCCCAAGCGUGCUCGCCUGCUGGCCAAGCUGCGCGCUGCUGAAACUGCGCUCGAUCUCAAUCAGCGCCAGCGCAAGCGUUCCAGAGACGGCAGCUAUGCCACGCCCAGUCCGCUGCGAUCGGAGUCGCCCAGCUCGCAGCUGCCGCUGGCCAUGACCACGUCCACCAUAGUGCGCAAUCCCUUCGCCUCGCCCAAUCCACAAACGCUGCCCGCCUCCUCCGGCUCGAGCAGCAACAGCAACAGCAACAACAGCAGCUGCAACAACAGCAGCAGCAACAGCAGCUCCACAGCCACAGCAGCCGCACAGCCGACAGCCACAAACUGCUCCAGCGCCAGCUCGGCCGGAGUUCCCUCGAACGGCUCGUCAUCCGCUGCCUAUCGCUCGCCACCGCCGCCGCCUCCACCGCCGUCCUCGGCGCACAGCAAUGGCAGCUCCGCCGCUGGACUGAGCUCACCAACUGGCAAUAAGAGUUCGGCUGCAGCAGCUGCUGCACAGUCGCAGCUGCCGCCGCACAUGGCCGCCGCUGUCGCUGCCGCUGCCCACCACGCCUCUGCCAACGUGCCGCCUCCGCCGCCGGGCGCCGCGGCUUCCAUGCACCAUCAUGCAGCCGCCGCUGCCGCUCAGCAAUUGGCCGCCCAGCACCAGCUCGCCCAUUCGCAUGCCGCCAUGGCCAGCGUGCUGGGCGCUUCGCUGGCCGCCGCUGCGGCGGGCGGCGCGGCUGCACCGGGCAGCGCAGCCGGCGCUGGCAAUGCCCCAUCCUCGGUGGGCGGACAUCAUGACGACAUGGAAAUCAAGCCGGAAAUUGCCGAAAUGAUACGCGAAGAAGAGCGGGCCAAAAUGAUUGAGACGAGCGGACAUGCCUGGAUGGGUGCACCGGCAACAGGCGCAUCUGUGGCGGCAGACAGCUAUCAGUAUCAGUUGCAGUCCAUGUGGCAAAAGUGCUGGAACACUAACCAACAGAAUCUGGUGCAACAGCUGCGCUUUCGUGAGCGCGGCCCACUCAAGUCCUGGCGCCCGGAAGCCAUGGCCGAGGCCAUAUUUAGCGUCCUAAAGGAGGGCCUCUCACUCUCGCAAGCCGCUCGCAAAUACGACAUACCCUAUCCGACGUUCGUCCUCUAUGCAAACCGUGUGCACAAUAUGCUGGGACCCUCCCUCGACGGCGGCAGCGAUCCACGGCCCAAGGCCCGCGGCCGACCCCAACGCAUUCUGCUCGGCAUGUGGCCCGACGAGCUCAUACGCAGCGUCAUCAAGGCCGUCGUCUUUCGUGACUAUCGCGAAAUCAAGGAGGACAUUAACGCACAUCCCUAUGCCAAUGGCCAGCCGCAUGGUGCCCACUACGGCAGCAACUCGGCAGCUGCUGCCAAUGGCUAUCACAGUGCAGCAGUCAAAAUGGCGCCGCCCGACGCCAGCAAUCCGCUGAGCACCAUGACAGAGACGCUACGCCGACAGAUACUCUCCCAGCAGCAGCAGCAGCAACAGCAGCAGCAGCAACACCAACAACACCAGCAACAAUCGCCGCAUAUGCAGUCGAUGAACAUGUACAAGUCGCCGGCUUACUUGCAGCGCUCCGAGAUCGAGGAUCAGGUGUCAGCGGCAGCGGCUGUGGCCGCCGCCAAGCACCAGCAGAACGAGCGACGCGGAUCGGAAAAUCUGCCCGAUCUGAGCGCAUUGGGUCUGAUGGGUUUGCCUGGCCUGAACGUGAUGCCCACGCAACAGCAGCCGGGCGGUCAUCAGCGCGGCGGACCGGGCAGCGGCGGCGCUGCUGCCGGCGGUCUGCAUCCCAACGCGGCCAGCUAUGCCCGUGAGCUGUCGCGUGAGCGAGAGCGGGAGCGCGAGAUGUCGCGCGACCGCGAGCUGAAGGAGGCAAUGCACGCACGACAGUACGGCAAUCAGUCGCGCGGCUCGAACUCGUCGGCGGGCAGCAAGUCGGCGGCAUCAAGUCGUCCCGGUGCCGCCGCCUCGCCCUACUCCGCGCACUAUGCCAAGCACGCCAAGGAGCAUCCCAGCUAUGCGUACAACAAGCGCUUUCUCGAGAGUCUGCCGGCGGGCAUAGAUUUCGAGGCGAUUGCGAACGGUCUGCUCCAGAAGUCGGUGGACAAGAGUCCGCGCUUCGAGGACUUCUUUCCCGGCCAGGACAUGAGCGAACUGUUCGGCAGUGCCGAUGCCAGCGCCGGCUCUGGUGCCGGCUCAGCGGCAGCAGCAGCAGCCGCCGCCGCAGCAGCGGCCGCCUAUGCGCCGCCGGGCAUGCGUGAGUCGCCGUUGAUGAAAAUCAAGUUGGAGCAGCAACAGGCCGCUGAGCUGCCGCACGAGGAUUGAGUGGAGAAGUUGCGGCCAGGCCGCUGGGUUGGCGCUUUUGAAGAGGCCAACCCUAAUCAAUUUGGACUGCUAUUUUAAAAUGCCCCCUCAAAAUAAAAAAAAAA
Molecule: messenger RNA, 3779 nt
Organism: Drosophila arizonae
Lineage: Eukaryota; Metazoa; Arthropoda; Insecta; Diptera; Drosophilidae
Gene: bab2
Product: bric a brac 2
Biological process (GO): regulation of transcription by RNA polymerase II
Cellular component (GO): nucleus
Molecular function (GO): protein binding; DNA binding
Source: RefSeq, a predicted model, not a curated record